Messenger RNA from Anolis carolinensis (green anole), 5124 nucleotides. RefSeq names its product dual specificity phosphatase 9 (gene dusp9). The record is from RefSeq and is a predicted model, not a curated record. Gene Ontology annotation, cellular component: cytosol; cytoplasm. The transcript is spliced from 3 exons. Lineage: Eukaryota; Metazoa; Chordata; Lepidosauria; Squamata; Anolidae. Gene Ontology annotation, molecular function: MAP kinase tyrosine/serine/threonine phosphatase activity; MAP kinase tyrosine phosphatase activity; protein tyrosine/threonine phosphatase activity. Gene Ontology annotation, biological process: protein dephosphorylation; negative regulation of MAPK cascade. Bases 1708 to 2784 code for a protein of 358 amino acids.
UCUGGCUUUGAAUAUGAUGGAUGCAUAUAAUAAACAUGCAGUUCCAGUUUGCUACAAGUGACUUGGCCUUGUGUGCCCCCUAUUGAUAAAGUCAGGAACACCAAUGCUUGAAUGCUUCUCCAACAGAUCAUUUGUGUGAGACCACUGGCUCAUCUAGUUCCCUUGUGGGAAUUACAUAGCCCUUCUGUUGUUCCUGGUCUGCAGGUCCCACUGAUGAUGAAAUGUAAUGGGAGGUGCAGUGAAAUAGAGUUUGGCAGUAUUCCCUUCCUUGUCUGUGUAGUAGCAUCUCCUUAGAUGUUUGCAUCUCUGUUUUUUCCCAACUGUCCUGGAAACGCUGGGGAUUGGACCUGGGACUUACUGCACACAAAGCACUCUGUGGUUGUACGGAGAGCUCUGAGCAAGUUCAGAGUGUCACUUUCCAAAUAACCACAGACUCAAAGGUUUCCAAGGUCAAAGAGGUGACAGAUUGGCAAGUUCCCACCCAUUUCCCCUCCCCCCUUUUCUUUCUUUCUUCUGUACGAGUUCCUGCCCUGUUCCAUUCAGCCUGUGUGUUGUCAUCCGGCUCUUGGCAGUAGCUGCCGUCUUCCCUCCAGUUGCCAGGAAGUCUCUCGUCAGCAUCUGGCCAGGAUGCUGGGGGGACAGCAAGGUGCCAGGAAGAGAACACGCACUUCCCGUGUUUCCCUCACCCCUGCUGCUGGAUCUCUCUCUCCCUUCUCCCCCCGCCCCUUCCCUAGGCUCAUUUCUCUCCUUUGCUUACCCAUUGCAGGUCCAUCCCAUGAUGGAUUACAAAGCCACGCUCACCAGCACAGCUUUUCUGGAGCCCUGAGGAACCAGGAGCAAACCUCUCUUGCUUGCUCCUUUUUUAUUCUUCUCCUCUUAGGGCUUAUCUGGAUGCCGGCGGCCCACGAAGCCACUUCCCUCUGGGUUCUGCCCCAGUGUGUCCUUUCCUGUGGUGUUGGAUAGACUGCUGCUGAGCCGAUCGAAGAAGAUGUUUCUUUGGACUGGUCCACAAAAGAUGUCUCUCCUCAGCUUGCUGCCCCCCCGAGAGCCUUGAUGGGACAAAGUUUUUUUUAAGUGAGAUUAAUCUGGUUAGCUUUACCCAGAGGAAGGUUGUCUGGCUACCCCUCCAAUGACCAGGCAUUUCUUUGCCUGGAUGCACCGCUAAAGAAUAGACACAAAGAAUGUCAGGCAAGCCAGGAUCCUAAGCCGAGUUUCUAGGAAGUUGCACUGCUCAGAGAACAAACCACAACAGGAGAGCCCUCCUCAAGGCCCUUUUUCCUCCUCCAGACCUUUGACCUUCCUUCCUCCCAGAAUCCAUCUGCCAGUUCAUGCUCCCACUUCUGGUUUUCAAAAGCCAUAGAGAAAGAAACUAAAGGAUGAUUCUGUUCACAGAGUCAUGCCUCAUGGUGCUUCCUUCGUAACUUACUAGCAAAUAUAAUUUCUCUGUGAUGGAGAUGGAUAGACUUUUGGCUAUGGCAACAUGAGGUGGUAGGCAUUUUCUCAGGGGCUAAGAUCACCGGGCACUUUAAAUCCAGAGCUCGAUGACAAUCUCAUACUCUCCAGGGGGGAAAUUACACUGACCUUUCCUCUGUCCCUAAACAGAGUGUCGUAUGCUAUUGGACCUGGGAGAAUUCUGGCAGCGGUUUGCACUGUGGCCAGAACCAGCGUGAACUUUUCUAGCCCGUCAGCCCCGUGGCUAGUAGCUACAUGGAAGACUUGAGCAAAUCCGCCUCAUGGCUGAGGGCCGAGCUGGCCUCCCCUUCCCCAUGUCUCCACAUCCUCGAUUGCCGCAGCCGGGAGCUGUAUGACUCGUCCCAUGUGGAACGGGCCCUGAGCGUGGCCCUCCCUGGGUUGUUGCUCCGGCGCCUCCGCAAGGGGAACCUUUCUGUCCGGUCCUUGUUGCCUGCACCACCGCAGGGCCUCCGGGACAACCCUGUCCUACUGUAUGAUGAGGGAACACUUCAUCUGCCCCAACAUGGAGGCCAUGAGGACGAUGAAGACUCGGUGCUGGUGACAUUGCUGCAGAAGCUGCGGGAGGAAGGUUGCUCGGCUUACUACCUCCAGGGAGGCUUCCAUAAAUUUCAAGCUGAGUGUCCACAUCUUUGUGAGACCAACCUGGAUGCCGCCAUCGCUAGCAGCUCACCUGUGCUCCCCGCUGCCCCGGUGGUUGGCCUGGGAGGUUUGAGCCUUAGCUCGGAUUGCUCGGAUGCCGAGUCGGAGCCUCUUAGCAGCGGCAUGGAGUCGGAAGGGGCCAGCCCCCCAUCCUUUCCUGUGCAGAUUCUACCCAACCUGUACCUGGGCAGUGCCCGUGAUUCGGCCAACCUGGACACCUUGGCCAAGCUUGGUAUCCGCUACAUCCUUAAUGUUACGCCCAACUUGCCCAACCUCUUUGAGAAGAAUGGUGACUUCCAUUACAAGCAGAUCCCCAUCUCGGACCACUGGAGUCAGAAUCUCUCCCAGUUUUUCCCUGAGGCCAUCGAAUUCAUUGAUGAAGCCCUGUCUCGGAACUGUGGCAUUCUGGUGCACUGCUUGGCGGGGAUCAGUCGCUCUGUCACCGUCACCGUCGCCUACCUCAUGCAGAAGCUCAACCUCUCCCUCAACGAUGCCUAUGACCUGGUGAAGAGGAAGAAGUCCAACAUCUCACCCAACUUCAACUUCAUGGGGCAGCUGCUGGACUUCGAGAAGUCCCUGGGGCUCAACCGCAGUAGCCGCCCCACCUCCAGCCAGACCUGCUUCUUCACCUCGCCCACCGAUGACAGUGUCUUUGAGCUGGACCCCACGUAGCGGGCAGGAGGGGGCACAAUAUGCGUGCUGGCUUUGCUUCUUGUCCUCUUCUGCUCUUUGGUUCUCCCUGCCCUGGCGGCAGAGCCCUUUGGCACCAACAGAAUUACCUCAUGCCAGAGAGAGAAUGAGAGACGGGGACUGCCUCUUUUGAAACCUACUGCCACUUUGAGAGCAGGUUUUUGCUGCUUUCCUCUGUUCUCUUGGGCAGCAACAGUGAUGCUGUGUCCCUACCAAUCUUACAGCUAUGCGGACAGGGCCACACCAAUAACCAAAGAAAGACUCCUGCCCUACUUUGUCAUAGUCACCUCCUCGUCCACAGGAGUCCUGUACAGAGCUGUGUCUGGAGUGUUUUGUGGUAGACAUACCGCAUGUCAAACACGGUCCCUUUUGCCCCCUGUUCCAUGGGGCACAUCAGGGCUGGCACCUGCUGGUUGCUAAUGAUCUCCAUCGUAUCUAGAAUCCUUCCUCACCUUGUGACUCCACAGCUAUAAUUCUGAAAUUAAACUGGAGAUCUGUAGCUUUCUCAGAAGGAUUCUACCUGCCUAGGAUAUCAGAAUCCAGGGAGAACCAGAUCUACUCUGGAGUGAACAAAAAUGCCUCCAACGGUAGCCGUAUCCAGUUGGGAUCCUGUAUCUCCAAAGUGGAGAGCCACCAGCUGCCUCUCUCACUGUCAUUUCUAGGGCCUUGGUUGAACUGCAGAAGCUGAAAGGAUGUCCCAGAUUAUUUUGCAUCACCCGAGACUCUAAAAUUGCCUUAAGGAUCCUCUGUUAAGUCUGACGAUUAACUGAAACUGUUGAAGAGGAUGGAGAAUUUCCACCCUUUCCUCUUCCGUCUUGGAACUCUGGUUCUAGAAGUUCCUCCUGCCAGAACACAUUGGAAGCUCUGCAAUUAAUCCAGGUCAAAUUGUGUCAUAAAUGUACCUCAUCUGUCACCUCACAACUCCUCAUCCUCAAAGCAGCACCUCUGGCUGCUUCUGAAGCUAUUGGGGUGUAGGGAGCAAAUGGAAAAAUGUGUAUCUAGUUUGAAGCUUUGGGAUAGGCUCAUACCAGGAAUUCACAGCAUAAGGGAUGGCAUGAUGUUACUGCAUGGGAUGUAGGAUCAUGUUGGAGCAGCUCUGUGUGUGUGUGUGUGCUUUGUGCAAAUUCUGGCACUUGUAUGUGUGUAUAUUUGUGUGUGCCUUAAUGCCGCUGCAUGUGAGCAGUCAGCAGCAUUUGUGUGUACUAGGCGGCAUUUGCCCAGCAACAGCAUGCCGAGACUUAAUUUGCUUCCUGGGCUUAUUUCCACAAUUUUUGGGUUUGAAUUAAAUUUUGGGACCAGGACUCGGUGAAAUCAUAUCAAAGAAGUUGGCAUCUCUGAGCAUGUGCAGAAAAAUUAAUAAAUGCCAACUGGAUGUUUCCUUCCUCGCCACCAGCUGCCCCCUUGGAUUUGAAACUGCCUGUGCAGUUUCAGGUUCAAGACUUACACAACAGCUAGAGUCUUGGCAUUUAUGAAUUUUUGUUUUAAUACCAUAAAUGCUUACCUAGGAAUCAAUCCCACUGAACUCAGUGGUACUUGUUUCUGUAUAGGAUUGUGCUGUAAAUUAACCACUGCCUGUAUGUGAGUGUGGUCAGAAAACAGUGUGUUUGUAGUAUGUCCAUUUUCCAAUCGAGGCUGUUGCUCUUGCUCUUGCUGUUUACUGUGAAUUUGUUGGGCUGCAUCUGUGCUAUGAUUCUACAAAAAAGUGGGGACAGAAUGACAUUGUCUGCAGGAUUCUGCUUCCUAAAAAUUCUGCAUCUUUUUCCUUUUCUUGUUCUUCCUUAUAAGCAACCUUCUGGCCCUUGGGGCUACUGAAACCUGUGCCUGUGAGCAAUGCUUGCUAAAGUAAUCCCAGUUGAUGCCUCCUGUGUGGGGAGGCUCCCUUGCCUAGUUCCCACUCUGAUCCUCCCAAGAUUAGUAAAACCAGAAUAUAUUAUGCAAAACAGUCACAAUGUUAUGCAAAGUCUGACCAGUUAUGCAAACUUGCUCAGUUCACCUGGCUUACAAAAUCCAACUUUUCUCAAAAUUUGGACACAAAAUUUUCUUGAUAUUUUUUAUGCAGGCUACGCACAAGCCCUGUGUACCUGUAUGUGUGUGAACACAGGUUUUGCACAGUGGUGUUUGUCUCUGGAUCUAUGCUUUUCAUUUUAUUCUUUUUUUUACUGGCAGUUGAGAGUCAGUCUAAAGAGGAAUUGCUAUUUUGGUAUCCUGGUCUCUUGUUCUUCAAAUGAAUGUAAAUGGCUGUGGAGCUGAGAUGGUGGUGGGCACAAGGUGCCUUUGCCAUGGUCAACCAGACACUUCAAUAAAGCAGGACUUUAAACAAUA